This is a messenger RNA of Phascolarctos cinereus (koala), 4646 nucleotides long. RefSeq names its product tripartite motif containing 41 (gene TRIM41). Gene Ontology annotation, molecular function: zinc ion binding; protein binding. Lineage: Eukaryota; Metazoa; Chordata; Mammalia; Diprotodontia; Phascolarctidae. The record is from RefSeq and is a predicted model, not a curated record.
AGGAUGAGACAGAUGAACAACAUGUUUGUGUAUAGGAAAGAAAAAAAGUGUGUCGCCCAACGUGGGGCUCGAACCCACGACCCUGAGAUUAAGAGUCUCAUGCUCUACCGACUGAGCUAGCCGGGCUCCUGAAAGUAUACCUUGACCCACAUGUCCCAGGAGGCUAGGACUCUUGACUGGUUCAAGAAAACUUAAUCUUUUUUUCUUCCACUCUGUUUAUUUCUUUUGCGGGGCUCUCUAAUUGCCACUGGUAAAGUGGGGGAGGAAGAAGCGGUAGGGUAACAAACACACAGAGAGAAACUAUAACUUAAAAAAUGGGGAAAAAGUCAAAUAAAGUUAACUUUACAAAAAAAAAAAAGCCCAAAAACUUGUUUCCGCCCGGUUUCGAACCGGGGACCUUUCGCGUGUGAGGCGAACGUGAUAACCACUACACUACGGAAACUAAUUAGCGGCUUUCAGUUUCCCCCAAGGCCUAAGAAGCUACAUAGCUAUUCGCUAUCGGUUUUCCAAGCCUAAAACUAAUGCCGCUCUAAACUGUUCCCUGGGGGUUGUUUGUUUGUUUGUUUUCCCUCGGGUAAAGGGAUUUUUUUUUUCCUUCAUGGUACCUAGGACCCUCAGCCAAAUGUCACUCCUGCUUUCGGGCCCACAUUUCAAUACACUUCAGUCCCGAAACUCGACUUCUUUGGAGUCUGAAAUCUUGGGCGCUCUAAGCCGUCACACCUACUCUUUGGUUCCAUUCAUUCCCCUUCGCAAAGGUGCAGUGACCACGGACCCAACAGCCCUCGCAACUUUAUGUCUUUUAGUCUUGCUUUUUUCAGAUCCAGUCUCCUUCGGUGAGGUUCACUUUACAAGCGACUAACCUCCCCCAAAAUUCCUCCUCGAUGGAAUCGUCCAGAGUCCUCCUAACCACAAAGUCCUUGGGCUAGAACGACCGGAAGCUUACAAGAACGCGGGCGUAAAACUUCCCUCUUGGUCUUCCCGUUCCCACAAUUUCACUCCAUUUCCGGUAACCGCCGGUUGUUGGUGCUGCCCAAGACCUCCGUGGGGGGUGGAGUGGCAACGGCGCUCGCGAAGUUCGAAGACGCUUCGACGGAUGGCCUAGAGCGUCGCCCUUUCUAUUUCCCUCCCCUCCCCCCCAACUGGUGUCUUCCAUUCCGGGGGGGAGGGGGAUAUCCAACCAACGCUACGGCCCUGGCCUUCUUAAGUACCAUAGAGACCCGGACUUUCUGUGCCCGCCCCCUUUUCCGUCUCCGGCACCUUACGGGAGCGCCGCUUUCUAGCUCACUUCCUGUUGGCUGAGGAGGCGAGAGCAAGAGAAGAGAGGAAAGGGAGGGGGCGGGGCAGCCCAAGACAUUAGGAGCCAAGGAGGCCCGGGUGGAAGGAAAUGGGCGUGAGAAGAGGCCGGAAGUAAAGCAAAGGAUACAGGAAGUGAAGGGGAGGAGCUAGAGGCGAGGGGAGGGAGCCAUAUGAGGAGGGGGAAGGGGGAGUUAGGUAGGAUUUGCAUUCAGAACCCGGACAGGGCAAGCAGUCCGGAGGGCCCGAAAUAGUACCGUUUCUCCCUUCAGCAGCGUGGGGCAGGGGGUGGGUGGGAAGAGCUAUUUAUCAAUUAGGCUUUUAAAUUAGAGCUCCUCUCUUCUUGGGGCUAGAAACUGUGUGUGUGAGUUUGUAUGUGUGUGUGUGUGUACGCGCGUGUGCGCCAGUGUGUGGGGGGGGCAGGCCACCUCUGUGGCCCCCGUUGGGAGUGGGGAAGAGAAAGGGAGGCUGGUUGUAGAAUCCAAAAGGAAGACCCUCCCUCUUGCCGGCCUCCCCUUUGUAACCCUUGGCAUCUAACAUCCUCCCUGGGUGACUUGAGACUAAGAUGGCUGCCGUUGCCAUGGCACCCAACCCAGUCCAGACCCUCCAAGAGGAGGCAGUGUGUGCCAUCUGCCUGGAUUACUUCACAGAUCCCGUAUCCAUUGGCUGUGGGCACAACUUCUGCAGGGUGUGUGUGACCCAGUUGUGGGGGGGAGAGGACGAGGAGGAGGAGAGGGAGGAGGAGGAAGAUGAAGGGGAAGAAGAGGUGGAGGCAGUGGGUGCCAGUGGUGGUUGGGACACCCCCAUGCGAGAGGACGAGUACGAGGGGGAUAUGGAAGAAGAGGAAGUGGAGGAGGAAGAGGAUGAGGAGUUUUGGACCAAUAGCAUCAAUGGCCCUACCUGGGACAACAUGGAUUAUGUGUGGGAUGAGGAUGAAGAGGAAGAUUUGGACUACUACCUGGGGGAUGUGGAAGAGGAGCUGAGGGGUGAGGAGGAGGAAGAAGAUGAAGAUGAGGAGGUGUUGGAGGAAGAUGAAGAGGAAGAGCUAGAGCCCGCUACCCCUCCACCACCAGCCCCUGCUCCUAGGCGUAGAUUUACCUGCCCCCAGUGUAGGAAGACUUUUCCCCGUAGGAACUUUAGACCCAACCUACAGUUGGCCAACAUGGUGCAGGUAAUUCGGCAAAUGCACCCAGCUCCUCGAAGAGGAAGCCGGGGCAAUGAACAAGGUGUGUGCCCCAAGCACCAAGAGGCUCUGAAGUUGUUCUGUGAGGUGGAUGAAGAAGCUAUCUGUGUGGUGUGCCGGGAGUCAAGAAACCACAAGCAACACAGUGUGGUGCCAUUGGAGGAAGUGGUGCAGGAGUACAAGGCCAAGCUGCAGGGUCACGUGGAGCCAUUGAGGAAGCACCUGGAAGCUGUUCAGAAACUGAAGGCCAAGGAAGAGAGGAGGGUCACGGAGCUCAAGAGUCAGAUGAAGACAGAGCUGGCAGCAGUAGCAUCAGAAUUUGGAAGAUUGGCACGGUUUCUGGCUGAUGAGCAAGCUGGGCUAGAACGGCGCUUACGGGAACAGCACGAGGCCCAGUUAGGACGAGCAGGAGCCGCAGCGGGGCGGCUAGGGGAGCAAGCCACACAGCUAAGUCGACUGCUGGCCGAGGCACAAGAAAGAAGCCAACAGGGGGGACUUCGGCUGCUCAAGGACAUCAAGGAGACUUUUAACAGGUGUGAGGAGGUACAGCUGCAACCUCCAGAGAUCUGGUCCCCAGAUCCCAGCCAUCCCCACAGUCAUGACUUCUUGACAGAUGCCAUCGUGAGGAAGAUGAGUCGGAUGUUCUGUCAGGCUGCCCGAGUGGACCUGACUCUGGAUCCUGACACGGCUCAUCCAGCCUUAGCCCUGUCACCAGACCGACGCGGAGUCCGUCUGGCAGAGCGGCGCCAGGAACUCCCUGACCACCCCAAACGAUUUUCAGCCGAAUGUUGUGUGCUAGGUGCCCAGGGAUUCCGUUCUGGUCGGCACUACUGGGAGGUGGAGGUAGGGGGGCGGCGUGGCUGGGCUGUAGGAGCUGCUCGUGAGUCAACUCGUCACAAGGAGAAGGGGGGACCAGCAGGGAGUUCUGGGGGUGGUAGUGGGGAUGCCACCCCAUCUCGCCACCACCAUCGUCGCAGAAGGCCCCAUUUGCCCCAGCAGCCAAUGUUUCAAAGGGAGGUGUGGUGUGUGGGCACCAAUGGGAAGCGCUACCAGGCACAGAGCUCAACUGAGCAGACACCUUUGAGCCCUGGUGACAAGCCACACCGAUUAGGGGUAUACCUGGACUAUGAGGCAGGACGGCUGGGCUUCUAUAAUGCUGAGACUCUGGGACAUGUACAUACCUUCUCAGCUGCCUUUCUGGGUGAACGGGUCUUCCCCUUCUUCCGGGUUAUUUCCAAGGGCACCCGGAUCAAACUCUGCCCCUAAAGCAUCCCAGUGCUUAUUCCCCCUCCCCCAAACUUCCCUUAUCUUAGCAGGGGGUAAGGGUGGGUCCUCAAGCUGGGAAGGGUGGUUCUCUUCUACAACACCGCUCUUUCUCCUAGGUUCCCACCUCGGGUUUUCAUUCUGCUACCUUCUCUGUCCUCUUAUCCUUGUCUAUAUUUGGGUAUGGGUCCCUGAAAGGGAAAAAAUUGUUUAACAAUCUGCUUUCCUCCUCCUCUAUUAUCUACCCUACCCAUCUCCAAUUCCACCUCUAUUACUUAUCUACCAAAAUGAAUUUUAUUUAGGGAGAGGAGCAUUUUGUUUUGUUUUUUGAAUUGAGACCUUUUCCCUCCACACAUAUAUACACCUAUCAGCUAUCCAUAACAGAGGGGGAUAUAUGGGGAGGUUAGGUUCCUGCAAGGUUCUUUGUCUCUCAGAUCAGAACCAUAAUGGUUGUCACCUUCAUGUUUUUCUUUUUCACCUUAGAUGUCUCUGCCUCCUCCACUUCUUUUUAUCCUGUUCUGCUGCUCACUUGCCUCCCACCUCCAUUCCCCAAAGGGGAGUUUGUCACCAAAAAUGUGACUCGUGUUCUCAGGCCCAGAUUCCCCUUUCCCCUCCCUAGUUUGCAGCUUGCAGCAUCCCCUACUUGGCGAGGCCCACUAGGGGAGGUAGGGAUCUGUUUGAUCCUUUGAGAAGAGUCUUGGGCAUAGUCUCUAUUUUUCUAGAACCCUCUACUUCCACUUUGGGGGCAUAUUCCAAGUUGGAGGUAACCCCCCCACACAUUCACUAUUUCUUAGCCUCCUGCCUUUCUCUCUACUGCUCUUUGGCUGAGGUUGGUUUGGGGGAAAAUUGAGGGGUGCGAGUGGAAUGGUGUGUAGAAAUGGACAAUAAAAGUUUACUGUUUCAUCAG